Messenger RNA from Theileria equi strain WA, 1557 nucleotides. RefSeq lists its product as hypothetical. Bases 1 to 1557 code for a protein of 518 amino acids. The transcript has a single exon. Lineage: Eukaryota; Apicomplexa; Aconoidasida; Piroplasmida; Theileriidae. The record is from RefSeq and is a predicted model, not a curated record.
AUGAAAAUUGUUUACACAUUAUUAGCCAUACUGAUAAUAAAAUGGGCGAGGUGUGGUGAUAGUGAUGGAAAAGGAGUAGUAAAGGGUGCAGAGCAACAGAAUCCUCCGGGACCUACACAUUCAGCAAGUUCAUUGACUUCCAAAGCAGAUGCCUCCCUAUUCAAUGUAGAAGAUGGAGAAGAUAAUGGGUUUAAGAUUCUAAAACUCACAGCCAAGGAAGGUGUUACUGCAAAGAGUAUUACAUAUGGAAAAGAAACAGUCUGGGAAGAUAAGAAGAAGUCAUGCUCCUCGGCUGUCUUGUAUAUGGAUGGAGAGAAGCCCACUCUUGCAGUACUUGUUACCAGGGAUAAGAAUAAUAAGCAGGGGACAGUCUAUAGAUACCAUGAUGGAAAGAAGUGGAAGAAUGGUAAGGAGAAGGAUUACAAAAAGAAGUUGAGCGAACUGAAGAAGAAAGUUCCCAAGACUCAUUCCACCACGGAAUCUCAGCAAAAUACACAAGCCGCUCAACCAACUGAAUCUAAGGAAGCUUCUACAGAAGCUCAUAAGGAUGAUAAUACUACAUCAGAUAAUACAGAUACUCAAUCAGCUGAGCAAGCUCAAGGCCCACUACAGACAGAUGGACCGACUCCUCAGGGUGUUACUAAUGAGGCCUCUACAGGAUAUAAUGCGGCAGCUAGACCAAGGGAUGACAGUUCUAGUGACUUUGAAAUACGAUACAAAGUACCAAAUAACUCCAGUGGUACCCCUGCAAAUACGACAGAUCCAGCGUCGGCUAAAUCCAAUGGUGGUUCAACUACAGCAACUUUGGACCUGGGAAAUCCUGAUAUUUCCGUAUGCGAGGUCUUCAAUGUCAGAAUUAAGGGAAUCCCUGCAAGAGCGUAUCUUGUUACACAUGAGGUUGGUGCCAAUGUUGUCAGACAAAUAAUGAGCAAUGGUAAAGACGUAUGGAUUGGUAGGGAUACUAAACCAUGCCUUUACUGUAUUGCAUUCCUAAAGGACGAUAAACCAAACAUGAUAGCCACUAGCGUGAAAUCAGGUAGUAUAAUUUGUCAAACUCUCCGCGAAUAUGAUGACAAAGAAGGCUGGCAACUGUCCCUUAAGGACAAUGAUAAAAAGAUGAAUGCGUUGAAGACAGUACAGGGUGACAUCACAAAAUUCUCUCUUGACAUUUCUCUGGCAGAAAGUAACGAAAACUGCGUAGUCGAGAACUAUGAAGACAAUAGUCUCAAGACUCGCCUAUAUGCCCCAAAGAAUGGUAAAGCCAUAAACAAGAUUACAGAUAGCGAAAAGGUUAUUGGUACGCUUAACGAUAGCUACACAUGUUAUCUAUGUGAACUAUACUCCAAGAGUAACAUUAGAUUGCUAAGGGUACACACAGAAACGGACUAUGAUGUUUACCUGUGCCACUAUAUGAAUGACGGAAGCGGAUGGAAGAUGAUCAAGGAGGAUGAAUUUGGAACAAAACUAGGGGAAUUAAGAAAUAGUACUAUACAACCAGCUUCUGCAGAGUCUAAAAACGCCAAUACUCAAGGUCCUGUUACACCACCCAGUAAAUAA